GGUGGUAGGGGGCUGCAGGUUGGGAUUGAGGGGUGCUGGCAGCCUGGGGGGGCAGGGCCAGGCAUCCAGGUGGCUGUGGCCGGAUGCUGGGGGUGGGGGGGAGUUGUUUUCUGGUCUCAGGCCUCGCUGAUCUCCCCCCUGUGCCUUCCUGCCUGCCCUCCACUUUCCAUGACCUCACGUCCUGUCCCUCCUGGUCCCUGGAGUCCACCUGGCCCCCCACAGCCACUGGUCCCCACCCUUUGUCGCACCAUGGCUGGACUGCUCCUCUGCUAUCUCCUAGCUACCAGCUCCGGGUCCUGGUCCCAGGAGCUCAGGGUGUCUCAGCCUGGCUGGGCCCAGGGGCUGGAGGGUGGCUCUGUCACCCUGCCCUGCUCCUACAACACCUCUGUGCAGGGUCCCCAAGUGGGCAGCUACCGCUGGGAGAAGGAGCCAGGGCUGAAGGUGGCCCCAGGGGUCCUGCCCUUUCAGGGGCGUCUGGGGAUGCCCGAGGCCAGGGUCUUCCUUGAGGAGGGCCGGGCAGACCUGGAGAUCCAUGACCUGCGGCACUAUGAUGCUGGCACCUACCACUGCCUGGUGACCCUGCACGGAGCACCUGAGGUGGCCGGCAAUGGCACCCGGCUGCACGUGGACAGGCCUGGGACAGGGACCAGCCAAACCAUGAACUCAUGGCUGUGGGGAGCCAUGGGGGCUGGGCUGGGGGCCAUGGGGCUGGUGUCAGUCAUAGCCGCCAUCCUGGUGUGUGUCCUACACAGACAGCGACAAGGCAGGAGAGAGACAGAAUCUCGAUGGGAGCACCCAAGACAGGACCAGGCUGCUGGGCUGGAGCCAAACUACGUGGAGCUGCGGGUGAAGAAGGGGCAUGGCCGGGUGCCUCCUCAGGAGAAGCAGCUACCUGUGGUCUACGCAGCUCUUGCUGUGGGGCAGGGAACAUCCCCCUGGAGCCAUCGGGGGCAGUCAUGACUCCCCCCCCAUCCAGGUUGUGAACCCAGCAUGGGCCAGCAGGGGGCACCUGGGGCACAUGCAGAAAACCCAGACGUCCAGGACACAGGUCCAUGCUGCGCCCCAACUCACCAUCAGGUGGUGCCCUCUUGUCCUGCAGUCACUGCUCCCCCCAGCCUGGCUGGUGUCCCUCACUCCUGACCCCCAGCCUCCUGUCCCCCACCAGCCUGGCCGGUGCCCCUCACUCCUGACCCAGAGUCCCUUGUCCCUACCUCCGUCUAGCUGGUGCCCCUCACUCCCAACCUGCAGGUCCCGGCUCCCUCCCCUCACAGCCCUCCUGAUGCCCUUCACUUCUGACACACAGCCCCUACAGCCUUGCUGGUGCCCCUCACUCCCGGCCUGCAGCCCUCUGCCUCUCGCACGCUAGUGAACCCCCACAAAGACAGGUGCCAGAAAUGUGUGCAUGUGUUGGGGCCGGGGGCAGGGAGGAGGGAGUUUCCAAGCAGCCCUUGUGUAACUUUCUGUGUACGUGUGUCUUGCUGCUUGUGUGGUUUUCUUAGCCAGGGUAUGAGACUUGUUAGAGCCCAGCUAACUGAUUUCCUGCCUCCCCACAACCCUGGCCCACCCCAGCCAGACCUCAGCUCCUCGGCCAGCCUCUCCCCAUUCUUUAAAGGCCAAUACAAUCUCAUCUUGCUGCAGCGGAAACCAGAUGAGAUGCUUGAGGAGAAGAAACCACAGGGGAGAGAAUAGGCCCUAGACAAGGGCAUGGGGGAGUGAGGGGCACUGGCAGGGCUGGGGGGUAGUGGAGAGAGAUUCAGGGCUAUGGGGCAGAGAAAAGCAGCUUUUCUUUGGGCUUUUGUGUUCAAAGUGGCCAUAGGGGUGACAUGGGAAGGGAGAAGCAUAAAAGGGGAGACGGGAGUAGGUUGUCUGGUUUUAGCCUUGUGAAACUUAGGAGAACCUGGGUCUAGCUUUUUCUCAAUAUCUACAUCUCCUAGACAUGUAUCUUGUGUGUCUAAGCCCCAUAGAAACACAUUCCCCAGCUCUAUGGCUCCUGGACCUGCGCCGCCCAUUGUUACAUCCUGUAGACCCAUGUUCUGCAUCACAACGUCCCCAUGACCCACACCCUCCAUCUGUACAUCCCUUAUACCUGCCUGCUCCAUUUCUACAUCCCCUAGACCCAUAUCUAUCCAUUCCUGUGGCCCCUAGACCCAUGUCCUACAUCUCUACAUUCCCUAGACCCAUUUGCUCCAUCACUAUGUCCCUGGACCUGCUUCUUCCAUUGCUACAUCCCCUAGACCCCAAUCCUCCUUUGCUACAUCUCUAGACUCUCAUCCUCCAGUUCUACUUCCCCUGUGUUGUCCAUUGCUAUGUACCCUAGACAUACAUCCCCUAUCACUAUAUCCCCUAGACCCCCAUCCACCAAUCGUUAUGUCCUCUGGACCCACAUUGUCCAUUGCUGCAUCCUCUGGACUCCAGUCCAUCCAUUGCUAUAUGCCCUGGACUUGUGUAACCCAUUACUACAUUGCCUGGUCCAUCUCUAUGUCCCCUGGAUUUGCAUCCACCAUAGCUAUAUCCCUUAGAUCGGCAUUCUCCAUCUCCACAUCCUCAUAUCCAUGGUCCCUGGACUUGUUUCAUCCAUCACUGCAGCCCCUGAACCUGCAUCCUCUAUCUCUACACCCCCAAGAACCAUGUCUUCCAUGUCCUCAUUCCCUGGACCCGUGUCAUCCAUCUCCACAUCCCUGAGACCUGUGUUGUCCAUCACCAUGUCCCCUAGACCCACGUUGUCCAUACGCCACUCUUCCCAACAAAGGCUUGGGUCAACCUGUAAUAAGAGAAUUGAAUAACUUC
This is a messenger RNA of Alligator sinensis (Chinese alligator), 2787 nucleotides long. Its product is annotated as natural cytotoxicity triggering receptor 3. The record is from RefSeq and is a predicted model, not a curated record. The transcript has 5 exons. The coding region runs from base 169 to 960 and encodes 263 amino acids. Gene Ontology annotation, biological process: positive regulation of natural killer cell mediated cytotoxicity; immune response-activating cell surface receptor signaling pathway. Lineage: Eukaryota; Metazoa; Chordata; Crocodylia; Alligatoridae.